UUAACCACUUCCCAUCUGGGCCAUGUACAUAAACGGCCGGACGGGAGCGCUGCCAAUGCGGGUGGACAUUUCUAAAUGUCCUCCCGCAUCCAUUGCCUGUGCAUGCUCCCUGGGAGCGCGCCACACCGCGAUUGGUGCCCGCUGUGUCCUCCGGACACAACAGAACACCGAUCGCUGUAUGGGACCUCUGUGUCAGGUCCCGAUUCAUGUGAUCCUUGAUUGGCCAAUCAGUGAUCGCAUGCAGAGUAAUAAGCAAGAUGUCACUUCUGACAUCAUUGCUUACUACGUGUGAAAUCUGUGAAUGAUCACAGAGGUCACAUGGUACAAGGCCAUUCACAACAGCCUUGUACCAUGUGACAAGCUGUGACCACUCACAGCUCACACAGUAGUUCUCAAUGGCUGCAAGAAUGCAGCCAUAGAGAAGGAGAAAUGAUUGCUUUUACAGCCUUUAUGGGUGUAAAAGCAAUCAGUGCAAGAAAA
Molecule: messenger RNA, 480 nt
Organism: Staurois parvus
Lineage: Eukaryota; Metazoa; Chordata; Amphibia; Anura; Ranidae
Source: the annotation of a GenBank genome assembly